AGCCCCCACCCUGUCCUUGAAAUGGUUCUGGCUGGGUAGCAGCCUCUAGGUGGUGUGAGCGAAAUUUGGGACUGGUUUAGGGCAGGGACAAAACUUAGAACACAGGAUUCCUUGUACUGCUGUAAAGAGGGAGGGAGGAGGAAAUUGGAGACCCCGUUCCCUGCUUAGUCACUCUCCUGCUCAUAGUCCAUGAUGACUUGGUCCAGGGUGUUCCUCGGUGUCAUCUUGCUGUCUGCUUUCCCAGGACCUACUGUUGGGGGCCGCCCCAUGCCCAAGCUGGCUGACUGGAAGCUGUGUGCUGAUGAGGAAUGCAGCCACCCCAUCUCCAUGGCUGUGGCUCUUCAGGACUACGUAGCCCCCGACUGCCGUUUCCUGACCAUACACAGGGGCCAAAUUGUGUAUGUCUUCUCUAAGCUGAAGGGCCGUGGUCGGCUCUUCUGGGGAGGCAGUGUUCAGGGAGAUUACUAUGGAGACCUGGCUGCUCGCCUGGGCUUUUUCCCCAGUAGCAUUGUACGGGAGAACCAGACCCUGAAACCUGGCAAAAUCGAUGUGAAGACAGAUAAAUGGGAUUUCUACUGCCAGUGAGCUCAGCCUACCGCGGUCCCAGCUGUUUAUUUCUUCCAGCUUUAUGCAAAUACAUCAGCCAAGUGCAAAC
This is a messenger RNA of Myotis brandtii (Brandt's bat), 655 nucleotides long. It is a transcript of the gene MIA, whose product is annotated as melanoma inhibitory activity. The record is from RefSeq and is a predicted model, not a curated record. Gene Ontology annotation, biological process: extracellular matrix organization. The coding region runs from base 190 to 585 and encodes 131 amino acids. NCBI's taxonomy places the organism in Eukaryota, Metazoa, Chordata, Mammalia, Chiroptera, Vespertilionidae. Gene Ontology annotation, molecular function: protein binding. The transcript is spliced from 4 exons.